Molecule: messenger RNA, 2220 nt
Organism: Emiliania huxleyi CCMP1516
Lineage: Eukaryota; Haptophyta; Isochrysidales; Noelaerhabdaceae
Exons: 2
Coding region: 1-2220 (739 amino acids)
Source: RefSeq, a predicted model, not a curated record
AUGGCGAAGAGCGCCGCUACCGCCACCACCGCGGAGGAGUACUUGUCUUGCUGGCGCGGCCCACUCGGCGGCUACACGAAGGCCGCGGGCGCCUUCCGGUGGCUGCUCCUCGUCUGCAUCCCCGCCUUCGGCCACUGCGCGUCCGCCGUGCCUAGCCCGACGGCGGUGGCCUCGGCCUUCUCGUCUGCUGUCGCCUCAGCAGCCUCCGUCGCCUCGGCAGCGUCCUCUACCUUCUCCGCCGUCGCCUCGAAGGCGUCCUCGCUCGUGAGCUGCUCGCCGCUUCUCAUGCCCGCCCUCGUGCUCAUCCUCCUCGCCAUCGCCUGCGGUGCCUCCUGGCCGACCGCGGCGAGCGGAAAGGGGGCUCGGCGCGGCGUGGCGUGGGCCGUCUGCGUCGCCGCCGCCGCGGCGUGCCUCCCCGGCGCAGCAGCGGCUUCCGCGUCGAGCAUGACGGCUGCUGGCAUGGACAGCACCGUUGAUGCCUUCUCGUCAUCGAUGCAGCACCCGCGGGAGGCGCUGUGGGCUGCAAUACUCGUUAUCGCUUUGCAGGUGGCGACGCUGUUGAUGCAACUUGGCAGCGCCACCGAACGUUCGCUCGAGUACUCGACCUACGACACAGGGACGUAUAUGGACCUCGUCGCUGCCUGUCUCAAGGCGGGCGCGAUGCUUUCACAAAGUCCAAGCCUCAUCCACACAUUCCAUGGCGACCCACUUGCUGCGUAUCCUACUCCGUCCGGCACGGUGUUUGCCACAUCGAACCUGACAGCUGCUGGCGAUCACUGCUAUCACCUGAACGCAAGUUUAGUUGUCGAGGACUGCAGCGGUAAGUGGGAUCAGUAUGCGCAGUGUGAGCAGCACCUCACCGAGCAGUGGAAUCAGCUACCGGAAUGCAGUUAUUGGAAGGGCGAGCAGUGUGACUUACACACUGCAAACAGGCUCAGGAACGAUGCUUGCAUGGCGCGACGUCUGCAGUGCCGCAGCGAUGAAGCGUUUGACCAGUUAAAAAUGGACUGUGCAAGCCUCGGAUUGGCGUCUGCAAUGGGCGCUUGCUCCUCGCCGCUCGUUGUUGAUACGGCGCAAUGUGACCUGCCGCACUACCGUGCUCUCGACGUGAGCGAGUCGGCUCAGGUGCAUCGACUCAACAUGUUGGCCUCGAACAAUAUCCACUGUUUCGAUCCAGUCCGCCUAUUCCAAGAGCAAGUUCUUAAAUUGCCCAUCAGCGCAAUUGGCUCAUUCAUCUUCGUCAACUUCCUGCGUGCCGUAGUAGCGCUGUUCGCCGUUUGUGGGGGCUCGACGGGGCUCGGCGGGUGGUUCCUCGAGUCGUUGCUGAUGGGCGUAUCAAUGGGGAUUGGCUCGUCGCUCGGCGAAUUUGAGGUGCUGGACGGCUGCCUCGUGCUUCCGUCAGAUCUCGACGCUCUUGCCGAUGCCUCCAGGGGUGGCUCCUCCACCAUCAUGGAGACCUAUUUGCCUCUAUUCACUCAAGAGUAUUUCGAAUGGCUCGGUUCUCUUUGCAAGUUCUUCUUCGUCAGCUGGGUCCUCAUCGUUGUCGUUAGCAUUGCGGGCGGUUUCAAGCCGUGUGCUACUUGGAAGCUUCCGCAAGUAAUAAUAACAAAUGCUUCCGCGAGUAAUGACGGAAGCACGGAAGAAGGUAUCGACCUAAGGCCUGCGAUGGCUUUCGGAGCACUUGGAGUCGUUGUUGUCGUCGGAGCACUUGGUUUUUUGUGGUUGUACCUGUUUGUCUGGCAGCUCCUCACCUGGUUCUACCUGUUCGCGAUGGACGCAUUCAGCCCUUUGCAGGGUAACGUGGGCGAUUUGGAUGCUAUCGUGGGCAUGUUGGGCACGUCAAUUGCAUUGUGGAAAGCGAUAAAAGAGGAACAUCGAUUUGGUUACUUCACCUUCAUCAUGCUCGUCGUUCUCUUCAUGACUGUCUACAAGCUCAGCUUUGCAGCGGGGUAUGUCAUCGACGUAUCCUGGGUGGUACCUUGGAUCAUUAUUUGUUUGAUUUGUUUUAAUUUGAGGAGCGUGGCAGACGUGAGGAACGAGGCAGACGAAGCCACCAAAAAGGCCACCGAAAACGAUGAGGCAAAGAAGAAGAAGGCUGCUAAAACCACCAAAAAGGCCACCGAAAACGAUGAGGCAAAGAAGAAGAAGGCUGCUAAAACCACCAAGAAGGCCGCCGGAAAGGCGAAGGCGAAGCGAGGGCAGGGGCCAGAGCUCGUGUAG